This is a messenger RNA of Mycotypha africana, 1416 nucleotides long. RefSeq lists its product as uncharacterized. The coding region runs from base 1 to 1416 and encodes 471 amino acids. The transcript has 6 exons. Gene Ontology annotation, molecular function: phosphatidylinositol kinase activity. NCBI's taxonomy places the organism in Eukaryota, Fungi, Mucoromycota, Mucoromycetes, Mucorales, Mycotyphaceae. Gene Ontology annotation, biological process: phosphatidylinositol metabolic process. The record is from RefSeq and is a predicted model, not a curated record.
AUGCGUCGUUCAGAAGAGUUUCAAAAAGAGCUUUCAGCGAGAAGAAAGGCUUUUCAACGAUUAUCAAGAUUAGCCAUGGCCAAUAAAGAGAAUUCGUAUACGAACAACAAUAACGAAGACGAUGAUCGUGUUUUGAUUGGUACUCGCAUUUCAGAAGGUCAUCGUAAUUAUAUCUUGAUGUACAAUAUGCUGACGGGUAUUCGAAUUGCUGUGAGUCGAGUCACGGCCAAGAUGGAUCGUCCUCUGACCGAUGAAGAUUAUGUGGCUGCUCAUAAGCUGGCCUUUGAUGUUGUUGGUGAUGAGCUAACACCUGGUGCAAAAUAUGAUUUCAAGUUCAAGGAUUAUGCACCUUGGAUAUUCCGCAGCUUGAGAGAUAGGUGUGGUGUGGAUCCUGCAGACUAUUUGAUUUCUCUCACGAGCAAAUACAUCCUCUCUGAAUUGGGUUCUCCCGGUAAAAGUGGUAGCUUCUUUUACUAUUCCAAAGAUUAUCGAUACAUUAUAAAAACCAUACACCACACUGAGCAUAAAUUUAUGAGAAAGAUCUUGAAAGAGUACUAUGAGCAUAUUUGUAACAACCCUGAUACCCUGCUUUGCAGAUAUUAUGGUCUACAUAGAAUCAAGCUACCACAUGGAAGGAAAAUUCAUUUUGUGGUGAUGAGUAACGUUUUUCCUCCCAGUAAAGAUAUUCAUGAGACGUAUGAUUUGAAGGGCUCGACCUUAGGUAGAUUUUUACCCGAAGAAGAAAUACGUAAGAACCCUUAUGCCGUCAUGAAAGAUCUCAAUUGGGAAAAGAAGAAUCGUAAGCUUCAAUUAGGCCCUGUUAAAAGAAAGCUAUUCAUAGGUCAACUGGUUCGUGAUGUUACGCUACUCACACAGUUAAAUAUUAUGGAUUACAGUCUACUUAUUGGUAUUCACGACAUGUUACGCGGAAACAAGGAUAAUAUUCGCGACACUACAUUGCAGACGUUUCAUCCUAAUACAAAACUGGUGCAACGUAGAAAUACAUUAAUGAACCGUAAAUCAAGUAAAGCACAAGUAGUUCGUACAGCGAUUGCAGAAGCUACAUUCAACAAACUAGAUGCUUCCAAAUUACCAGGAGAUACUCAAGAACGCCAUAGCUGUGCAUUUUAUGCCGAAGAAGGCGGUUUCCAAGCUACCGAUGAAUCAAACAGGCCUCUGCCAGUCUUAUAUUCUUUGGGCAUUAUCGAUAUUUUAACACCUUAUGAUAUGAAGAAAAAAUCAGAGCACUUUUAUAAAUCACUGACGACGCAAGACAAAAACGGCAUUUCAGCUGUCAAGCCCACUCAGUAUGGCCAACGAUUUUUGGAAUUUAUGGCCAAUGCUGUUCUUGAGUGUAACCAUGAUAUACCGAGAGAAUACAAGAUGAAGAACCGUAUCAAGCAUUUCUUCUCUUAG